GUCAUAAAUCAUAAAUGAUAAUUUUCUUUGUGGAAAAUACAAAAUAAUCGACAGACAAAUUAGAUUAAGAACACUUUGCAAGCCCAUUAAACAUGCUAACUAUGCUAAAAAAGUAAUUAUACAAACUACAUUUUUACUUAGCAAUAAAAAUAGUAAAAAUAAUAAACUAAAAAUAAGUCCAAAACUUCAAAAAUAUAAACACCUAAAAAACAAAACUAGUAAAAGACACACAAGAUUAGUAGUAAAGCGUGGCGCCAGAAGGUCGGCCGGGUGGGCGCGGCUGUGGUGGGAUGGCUGAUGAGGAGGAAGACCCCGCCUUUGAGGAGGAGAAUGAAGAAAUUGGAGGAGGUGCAGAAGGUGGACAGGAUAAAGGAAAGAGACUUUUUUCUAAAGAAUUACGAUGCAUGAUGUAUGGGUUUGGGGAUGACCAGAAUCCUUAUACUGAGUCAGUGGAUAUUCUUGAAGACUUUGUCAUAGAGUUCAUUACAGAAAUGACUCACAAGGCAAUGUCAAUUGGAAGACAAGGUCGAGUACAAGUUGAAGAUAUCGUCUUUUUGAUUCGAAAGGACCCAAGGAAGUUUGCUAGGGUUAAAGACUUGCUUACUAUGAAUGAAGAAUUGAAACGAGCUAGGAAAGCAUUUGACGAAGCAAACUAUGGAUCGUGAUACCAUUUGUACUCUGAAGUGUUGUUACCUUCUAGGGAAACCCUUAAUAAUAACUAUAUUUUCCACAAUGAGUUCCUGAUAUCUAGCCAUGGAAAUGAAAGAGAAACACAAAGUUUUUAGCAUUUAUUUUCACAUCUUUGAUUUUAGAGUGAUAUCUGAGCCUUUACUUGCCUACCUUUAGAAUACCAUACUUGAAUUACUAACUAGGUUUUAAUGACCACACAAAUUGAAGUAACUUGCAAACCGUACUGUUCUCUCUGACUUUCGGCUAUCUAACACUGUAAAGUGGUAUUUGUGUGCCAUUUUAGGCUAUACAGUAGUUCUUUAACAUGAAAGGUCUAAAUGGCACCUUUGACUUUAUGAUAGCUGAGACAUGUUUUUCAUAUAUUCUAGAGUUUUGAGACUACAACAGUUGAGGUAAUUAAAAGAUAGUGAACUGGUUUGUUCCUUUUAAAGGAAGAAGAUAAGAAAAUAGUCUUCUGUAGGAAUGUUUCUGUCACAGGAUAAUAUUUUUAAUAUUCCUUUUUUCAGAUGAGGGAUUUUUGGAGAAACUUAAGUUUCAUGUGAAAGCCUCUGUGUUAGAGGACUUCUUUGAUUUAAAAUCUUUUGGGUCUAUAACAUAAUUUGUCAAGAUUUAGGAUAACUCAUUUUCCCAGGUCAGAUUAGAGCUUCUAAAAAUGAAUGUUUUCAGUAUCAGGAAUGAUAAUGCUUAAAAAGCUGAUGGCAGGAUAAGUAUUUCAGGUAAUGUUUUAUUAACAUUUGUUAGUACUUGUUCAGUGUGGAAAUGUGUACUUAAGUAGAACUCUAUGUGGCUAUGGAAACCUCAUUUGUAGUUCAAGAUAUACAGGUUUUGUGUGUGUCUUUAGCUUAUUAAGUUAUUAUUGCACUUUGCUUAAAAUGAGGAUUAAAAUUGCUUUUAAAGAGAUUACUGAAUGUUACUAGUGAAAAUGAACGUUUUGUCUGCCACUUAUAAAUAUUAUAAAUCAGUAACUAAGAAAAUUUUACUUUCUUAACCUAUUGGUACAAAGAAUAAAGUAUGCAAAAUUAAACAGGUGAAAAAAAAAAAAAAGACACACAAGAUUGCACUGAGAAAAUAAUCCUUUAGUGAAUUAAAGUUACCCAAAUAAAAGAGAUGUACCAGGGCCUCCCUGGUGGUGCAAGGGGUUAAGCACCACCCUAUGAAGCAAUCCUCAGCCUCUGCAGCACGAGUUCCAUCCCUGGCCGGCCAGGGAGCAACCCACAUGGCGCAGCAGACCUCUCCUGACUACCCCGCUGCUCCCCUCAGCAGUGUACUUUGGUCAAUCUGCCUGUUCUGCUCCCUGCUCUGUCUCUGGUGAAUCCUCUCACCCCCCGCAUCUCUGGCCUGUAACCCAGCUCCAGCUCUUGUAUGCAUAAAUAAAUAAAUCUUUAAAAAAAAAAAGAGAGAUGCAUCAUAUUCAUGGAAUAGAAGACAAUAUCAUAAAGAUGUCAGUUCUCUCCCAAAUUGAUAUAUUUAUUCAGUGCACAAAAUUCUAGUAAAUGUUUUUGCUAAUCUUAAAAAUUCUGAAUUAUUUAUGAAAGAGCAAAGGGCUAAGAGUAGACAAGGUACUCUUGAAAAAACUUAAGCAUGGGGACACAUACCUAUUAGUUAUGAAAAGUCUUUAUACAGAUCCAGUAAUUAAAGAUAGGUGUUAUUAAUGGAGAUAUAAAGUAUCUACUAGAAUAGAAUGAAAGCCUGGAAGGAGACUCACUCAAAUAUGGAAACUUGAUGUAUAAUAUAGUUGUCAUAUCGGAGCAAUAGAAAAAGGAUAAUUUUUUCAAUAAGUGGGGUUGAAGUAAUUAGUUAUCUAUAUGGAAAAAUAUGAAAUUAUAGCCUUAACUAAUAUCACACACAAAAAUAUCAGGUGGGUUAAGAAUUUAAAUGUCGGGCCUCCCCUGUGGCGCAGCGGUUGAGUGCUGGGUUGUGAAGCUCUGCAGCACCGGUUCGAUUCCCUGCUGCCGGGCGAGGGUCCCACAUUUCCUGCCGCCCGCUGCUCCCCUUAGCAGUGUACUUCAUCACUUUGCCUGUUCUGCUCCCCACUCUGGCUCUGGUGAAUUCUCUCACCCUCCCGUGCUUCUGACUGUACCCAGUGCUUGU
Messenger RNA from Talpa occidentalis (Iberian mole), 2781 nucleotides. Its product is annotated as transcription initiation factor TFIID subunit 13-like. Bases 291 to 665 code for a protein of 124 amino acids. Gene Ontology annotation, biological process: transcription by RNA polymerase II. Gene Ontology annotation, molecular function: protein heterodimerization activity. The record is from RefSeq and is a predicted model, not a curated record. NCBI's taxonomy places the organism in Eukaryota, Metazoa, Chordata, Mammalia, Eulipotyphla, Talpidae. The transcript has a single exon. Gene Ontology annotation, cellular component: transcription factor TFIID complex.